Pungitius pungitius (ninespine stickleback) is the source of this 4767-nucleotide messenger RNA. It is a transcript of the gene nsd2, whose product is annotated as nuclear receptor binding SET domain protein 2. NCBI's taxonomy places the organism in Eukaryota, Metazoa, Chordata, Actinopteri, Perciformes, Gasterosteidae. The record is from RefSeq and is a predicted model, not a curated record. Gene Ontology annotation, molecular function: histone methyltransferase activity; protein binding. Gene Ontology annotation, cellular component: nucleus.
CCAAUCAAUCAAUCACACUUUUAUUUCAAAGUCCGGGUCGCAUUUAUUCAAAGGACAACAUAAAAUAUGUUUUAUUUUAGCGUUAAAACGUUAUUCGUUCGAUGACAUCAGAAGUCACAGGUCGUGUACACGGUCGGAAACACAUACAUAGUGUUAGCGCGAUGUGAACGGGACACACCGGGUCAGCUACUUCCUACGGUUGGGUUUUCUUUUUUUUUUUUUUGAAAGGACCGGUUGGAGCCUCUCUGAGCUCCCGACCAAUCGGAAGUGAGUAUUUUUCGCGCUGGUCCGCAGCAGAGUUUGAGUUUCCCGCAAGCUUUUGAUUCGGCUUGAAUGAAAUCCUCCGCUUUUGCAGGAUGAAUACGGACUUAAUCCCCCUUUAACGACCGAGAGGAGAGCCAACAGCUCAGUGAGCCUGGAGGGGGGGUUAAAUGGGAUGGAAAGCAAAGGUAGCUCCCUGCCUACGAUGCCCGAACCAGCCAACCCGAUCAGCAUGAAGCAGCCACCGGAGUCCCUCAGUGUGCGGAAGGGCGGGGGGGACAUGAGCAGUGACCCUGCGCUACUCAUAAUGGACAAAGCUGCUGCCCAGCUGGCCGCCACGCUGCAAGACGGCGUCCUCCAGAAGAUGGCCGGCCACAGUCAUAACAGCCACGGCCACGAGAGGCUCAAGGACCUCACCUCCCGGGUGCUCAACGGGGACCAAGACGCGCUGCCCACGCUGUGCGGCCCAGAGCCGCCCAUGUUUAAGGGAGCCGAAGCCCCGGCUGCUAACGGCACCCAUCAGCACAACGGCACUCCUCACGCCGACCAUGAACUGAAAGCCACGGUACCGCAGGUGGUCCAGCAGCCCUCGUUUGAGCCACGCUGCGCCAAUGGGACCAGUUUGUCCACAGCCACCGAAGAUGCCGCGUCUGCACCGGAGGAGGAGGAGGAGAGGAAGAAGAGGAGGAAGAGGGCGGCACCUCACAAACCAAAUGUUGGCUCUCCUGCUGUUCCCGUGGAGCCUCUUGACCACUCCAGUGCUGUAGAUGGAACCAGAGCAGCUGACAAGCCCGAUUUCCGCCCACAGUUGAAAGAGGAGGAUCCCCGUCAAGCGUCUCCUCUGCUGAUCAGUUUUUCUGUUGGCGAUCUGGUUUGGACCAAGGUGGCAGGAUACCCCUGGUGGCCCUGCAUGGUGACCACAGACCCCGAAUUUAACAAUCACGUCAAACAGAAACAGAAAGUAAACAGCAGGAUGGGCCCACUUUACCAUGUGCAGUAUUUUGGAGACGCCCCCGAGAGGGGCUACAUCUUUGAGAAGAACAUGGUGACCUUCACCGGGGAGGAUCAGUACCAGGAGCUUCGCCAGGGCAGACAACAGCCGGCCUCUCGCGUCUUCCUCAAACGGACGGCUCCCUCCGUGCCCCGAAAGCUGCAGGCUCAGUGGAACAUGGGCGUCAUCCAGGCCCAGGAGGCCUCCGGCAUGUCCGUGGACGAGCGCUUGGGGAACUUUGCCUUUCUGUACGACGACGACGGGCCUCGCCUGAAUCCCUGCAUCCUGGAGAAGCUCAGGCCCAAAGGGAGCGAGGAGACGGGCCGGGGAACAGAGUCCAGGCUCUGCCCGGACCCGCCCCCACCGCCGGGGGCCGCCGCCGCCGCCGCCUCUCCGUCCCACGACAUCGCUUCAACGGGGAAAAAGACACAAGCACGCAGAACAAAACUCGGCUCGGGAGAAUGUCAAAGAAGAGGCAAAGGCCAUGUAAAUAAUCUCAUGUCCAAUAAACGAGUGAAAGACGCAGUUUCCUCCAAAGAAACGAUUCAUCCACAGGAAGCCUCACAGGAUCCCACCACUUGUGCAGCUGUUCUUCAAGCUGAAGCAGUCGUACCUGAGAAGAAAAAGAGGAGAGCGCGACAGGCGCAGUCUCCCACGAAGACGGUUCGGAGGAGGAAAAACGCCUCUGAACCCGUGAAGAAAAGGAAACCAAAGCUGGCGUCUUUGACGGUCGAUGUAACGGAACCCGUCCCACUUCCACUUUCAGUCAAGAGGCAACGGAAGAAGGCGGCUUCAGGGGACAAAGAUGAGCAGCCUAAAAAGAGGCGUAAAACAAGCAAAGAAGCUGAAAAACAGGACUCGGCUUCAGAGGCAACCGACAAAAAGCAGAGGAGGAAGAAACCGGACGGAGACUCAAAGGAACCCAAGAAGAGAACCGCCAAACCCAAAGCUCUCGUCCCCGAACACCAAGACGCAGAGAAACCAAAGCACAGUGGGAAGAGGGAGCAGGAAGGAGGGAACGAGAGCGCCGCCUCCAAGGCGAAGAGGAGGCGGCUCGCGCCCUGUCCCGAACCCGAGGGUUCUGGCAGCGAAGGACGUCCGGAUUCUCCGAGCGACAGCCUGGACGGGACGAAGAAGGGCGAACGGAAGAAAGAGUUUGUCUGCCAGACGUGCGAGCAGGCCGGGGAGGACCUGGUGGCCUGUGAAGGCCAAUGCUGUGGCAUGUUUCACCUCCAGUGUCUGGGCCUGUCACUCAAACCUGACGACAAGCUGCUGUGUCAGGAGUGCAGCAGCGGAGUUCACUCGUGUUUCACCUGCAAGAAGACGGAGGGCGCCGCGCGCCGCUGCCACGUGCCGCACUGCGGCCGCUUCUACCACGAGGCGUGCGUCCGCCUCAGCCCGCUCACCGUGUUCGACAACAAGGGCUUCCGCUGCCCGCUGCACGCCUGCCUGAGCUGCCACUACGGCUGCCACAGCAAGCAGAGGGCCGCCAAAGGGCGGCUGACGCGCUGCCUGCGCUGCCCCGUGGCGUACCACGCCGGCGACCCGUGCGUGGCGGCGGGCAGCGAGGUGGUCACCAACACCGCCAUCAUCUGCACCAACCACUUCAACGCCAAGAAGGGCUACAGCCACCACAGCCACGUCAACGUCAGCUGGUGCUUCGUCUGCUCCAAAGGGGGGCAGCUGCUGUGCUGCGAGUCUUGUCCUGCAGCCUUUCACCCCGACUGCUUGAACAUCGCCAUGCCCGACGGGAGCUGGUUCUGCAACGACUGCCGGGCCGGAAAGAAACCGAAAUACAGAGACAUCAUCUGGGUCAAGCUUGGAAAAUACAGGUGGUGGCCUGCAGAGAUCCACCACCCCAGAAACAUCCCCACCAACAUCCAGCACCUUCGCCACGAGAUCGGAGAGUUCCCCGUCUUCUUCUUCGGCUCCAAGGACUACUUCUGGACCCACCAGGGCAGAGUGUUCCCCUACAUGGAGGGGGACCGGGGCAGCAAGCACCAGAAGACCGGCAUCGGCAAAGUCUUCAAGAACGCUCUGCUGGAGGCCGAAGCUCGAUUCAAGCAGAUCAAAUUGAAACGAGAGGCCAAGGAAGCUCAAGAGAACAGCCGCAAGCCGCCAGCGUACAAGUUCAUCAAGGUGAACAAACCCUUUGGUAAAGUCCAGGUCUACACCGCCGACGUCUCCGAGAUCCCGAAGUGCAACUGCAAGCCGGCGGACGAGAGGCCCUGCGGCUUCGAGUCCGAGUGUCUGAACCGCAUGCUGCAGUACGAGUGCCACCCCCAGGUGUGUCCCAGCGGGGCGCGCUGCUGCAACCGGGACUUCACCAAGCGCCUCUACCCGGAGACCAAGAUCAUCAAGACGCCGGGCAAAGGCUGGGGCCUGAUCGCCCUGCGGGACAUCAAGAAGGGCGAGUUUGUGAACGAGUACAUCGGGGAGCUGGUCGACGAGGAGGAGUGCCGGGCGAGGAUCAAGUACGCCCACGAGAACAACAUCAGCGACUUCUACAUGCUCACCAUCGACAAGGACCGGAUCAUCGACGCGGGCCCGAAGGGGAACUACUCCCGCUUCAUGAACCACAGCUGUCAGCCCAACUGUGAGACGCAGAAGUGGACGGUGAACGGGGACACGCGGGUCGGGCUGUUUGCCGUCCGCGACAUCCCGGCAGGGACGGAGCUGACCUUUAAUUACAACCUGGACUGCCUCGGCAACGAGAAGACGGUCUGCCGCUGCGGCGCUCCCAACUGCAGCGGCUUCCUGGGCGACCGGCCCAAGAACUCGAACUUGGCCGAGGCCAAAGCCAAGAGGAAGAGGAAGUACCGGAGGAAGAAGUCCGAGGGGCAGAAGAAGUCCGACGACGACUGCUUCCGCUGCGGCGACGGCGGGCAGCUGGUGCUCUGCGGCAAGAAGACGUGCAGCAAAGCGUAUCACCUGUUCUGCCUGAACCUCAACAAGAGGCCCUUUGGGCGCUGGGACUGCCCCUGGCACCACUGUGACGUCUGCGGGAAGAACUCUGAGGCUUUCUGCCAGCUCUGCCCCAACUCCUUCUGCAAGGCUCACCAAGAGGGGGCGCUGCGCUCCUGGCCCCCCACGGGGCAGCUGUGCUGCCUGGAGCACGAGGAGCCGCCGGAGGGGCCCAACGGCCCGGAACAAGGCGCCGUCAGCGCCGCGGCAAAGACCCCCCAGCCCGCUCCGCCCGCCCCCCCCACCGGCAGCCGUCCGGCCAAAAGCUCCAAGAAGCCUGGAGGGGUCGAAGCGAAAACCAAACGCUCCAAAAGGAAAGCGGCAGAGGCCUGAAAGUGGCCUUUGAGCCCCCCCCCCCCCCCCACCACAGAGAGCCAAAGCCAAACUAGACUCUGACACACAAACCAGUAAAACCACCAUCAGGGAAAGUCCUCCUUUGUUUCUCUUUCCUGCAACGAGCUGUUUUUCCACCAAACAAACUGCCUUUUUUCAGUUUUAUUUCAUGAUUCUAGGAACCAAAAGAACUGUUUUUUCUGAGCCCCCCCCCCCCC